AUGUCACAACCCAAUCUCAAUGAACGCAUCCAAGUCGACACAAGCGAUGAUGACUCUCUCUUCGACAUCGAAUCCAUCUCAGGCUCAAACCUUUCAUUUGCAUCCUCCGUCCGAGACUACAGCUACGAAAAUGGCCGCCGCUACCACGCCUACCGCAACGGCCAAUACCCCUUCCCAAACGACGAAGAAGAACAAGACCGCCUAGCAUUAACGCACCACCUCUUCAAACUGCUCACAGGCGGCAAUCUGCACCGCGCACCAAUACAAGACUCCGACCCGCGCCGCAUUCUAGACAUCGGCACUGGGCCCGGCGAAUGGGCCCUGGAAAUGGCCGAAGACUACCCGCAGGCGGACAUCAUCGGCACCGAUCUCAGCCCCAUCCAGCCGAACUGGGUGCCGCCUAAUUGCCGCUUCUAUAUCGACGAUGCGGAGAGUGAUUGGACUUUCUCGCCCGGUGAGGCGUUCGACUAUAUCCAUGCAAGAACUAUGGCGGGCGGGAUUGAGGAUUGGCCGAAGCUGCUCAAGCAGGCUUAUCAGCAUCUUAAGCCGGGCGGCUGGUUUGAAGCGCAGGAGUUCGAGCACUGCGUGCGCUCCGAUGAUGGGACCCAUGAGCGCGCUACUGCUAUUAAUAGCUGGGCGGAAUUGUUGACCCAGGCUAGUAAGAAGUUUGGGAAGCCGAUGGAUGUUGCAUCGAGCAUUUCGGAGUGGAUGACUGAGGAGGGGUUUGCAAAUGUUACUGAUGAUAUCUAUAAGAGUCCUGUCGGUGGCUGGGCCAAGAACCGCCGUUACAAAGAAAUCGGUCGCAUCGGCAAGGUGUCUAUUAUGGAAACCAUUGAGCCGUACUCACUGGCUCUCUUUACCCGUGUCCUGGGUCUCUCGUACCAGGAUGCACAAGAGCAUAUGGAAAAGGCGCGCGCGGAGUUGAUGAGCGGUUCGCACCACCUCUAUGUGCGCUUCCACUUUGUCUACGGCCAGCGGCCUUUCGACGAUGAACCCACUCAUUCCGAGGCUCCCUGA
Penicillium psychrosexuale is the source of this 1017-nucleotide messenger RNA. Its product is annotated as class I SAM-dependent methyltransferase. The coding region runs from base 1 to 1017 and encodes 338 amino acids. Gene Ontology annotation, molecular function: methyltransferase activity. Lineage: Eukaryota; Fungi; Ascomycota; Eurotiomycetes; Eurotiales; Aspergillaceae. The transcript is spliced from 3 exons. The record is from RefSeq and is a predicted model, not a curated record.